AUGCUACCAGUGGUCAGCCCCGUAUCAGAGCAACUCACGGCCUGGAUAAUCAGCACACCCGGGAGAAGGCUGGUACGGGAGCCAGCUCUUCUCCUCCUCCUCCUCAGCCUGUGUUCUGGCAUAUUCUUCUACGGGGAAUAUCGGUUGACGACGAAGGGACUAGCCUGCGCCGUUCCCGCUGUGCUCCUCUUGGGCCUGCCGACGUCGUUUUGCGGGGGCGGCCGGUAUGCUCACGACGCUCCGCUCGACUCGGUGCUCUUCUAUGGUUGGGGCCUCGGCCUUGCGGGACUCUGCGUAUUGCGCGAGGAGACGAGCUUCGUGGCUGCGCUCCAAGGCCAGGACGGUCGGCAGGCAGCCUACCUCCUACUGGGCAAUGUGGCGUCUUCCGCCGUUGCCAUGGACUUGGGAAGAUCACUACUGGCACCCAUCUGCACAUGGAAUGGUCGGGACCGGCUAUCGGCCAUGCUCGUGCUUAGUGGAUGCGCAGGGUUGUCCUCGGUCCUCCUCCUACGUCAACGGUCCUACACCGCCUGGCUCCAGCUGGGCGCCUACGUCGGAGCCGCGGCGGUGCUCGAACGCCUACGGAGGCUCCAGAAGUGGCCGUGUUCACCUCCAAAAUCUCCACGCCCGUCCUCCCCAAGCCUUGCCAUGGCGGAAGCAGCCUCACGUGGAGACGACACGGCCAGCUCCCGUCGCGCCUCGACGCCGACGCCGACCUCGGAAGCGUUCGGGGGGACGUCGUCGCCCGACGACCACCGCGCCCACGCUCACGCCUCUAGCUUUCUUCGGAUUCUUCCUAUAGGGGCCAUCGCAACCGCGUGGUUUGCGUUCAUCUUCCUGAACUUCCUACCUGGCCACACCCCCGACGCUUACCGCGUUGCCCCCGUACUGGACUCCGCAUUCCAUCCGAGCCACCCCGUGGAUGUAGUCGUCAGUAUGUACCAGGAGUCGCUGGAAAGCGUUGCUUCUCUGCUCGCUUCCCUUCGCGACAUCCCUACCCUGGCUGGCGCGCGAGUGCACGUAUACGCAAAGGCAUCUCCCAUGAACCUAACCGCCUUGAAGCAGCAGACCGGCGCCCACCGGGUCGUCCCGCUCCCCAACGUAGGACGCGAAGGGGAAACCUACCUGCACCACAUCCUGUCCCACUGGGACCUCCUGGCCAAGCACACGCUGUUCGUCCAAGCUGACAUGCACAACGAGGAGGCUACCCUCCGACGCAUACGAUCUUACUUCCAUCCCCAGCGGACCGGCAUGCUGAGCUUAGGCUUCGUCGGCCAUAGCAUAGGAUGCAACGGUACGGAUCAGUGGGGAUGGAGCGAGAAGUCCGGUAUCGUCCCUUACGUCUACGGGCGCGUGUACCAGAGGCCAUGCGAAAGGAUCCUCCUAAGCUACAAGGGCCAGUUCAUCGUCUCAGCAGAACGUAUCCGUGGGAUUGGGCAGGGACUGUACCGCGAGCUGCACACCGCCACCGUCGAUGCGGGUAGUUGGGCACACAAGGAACCCUACCUGCGAGGUAGGAAGGACAGCAUGAGCGCCCCGGUUUUCGGAUACACGUUGGAGCGGCUGUGGAACGUCCUGUUCCAGUGCUCGGACAUGGAUGUAGCUUGGAAAUGUCCCAGUCUACUGAGUGGGAAGAGGAAAGGAGGGAGCAUUCGUGACUGCCAGUGCCUGGAUAGGUAG
This is a messenger RNA of Didymosphaeria variabile, 1680 nucleotides long. RefSeq lists its product as uncharacterized. The record is from RefSeq and is a predicted model, not a curated record. NCBI's taxonomy places the organism in Eukaryota, Fungi, Ascomycota, Dothideomycetes, Pleosporales, Didymosphaeriaceae. The transcript is spliced from 2 exons. Bases 1 to 1680 code for a protein of 559 amino acids.